GAUUACACUUUAGUACGGAAUCAGGUCAUUCAGUCACUCUGUGCCGUGUAACCAAAAUGUAUGGGCAGAAGCUUGUAAGGAGCUGCCUCGCCGGCCUAAGAAAUACCGCUUUUAAGUUCCCCGUCCAGCGAACGGCCAGUGCUACAUGUGUCAGGCUGCAGCACUCCCAGCCGGACUCCGGACUUGUCCGCUCCUAUCGGCCAGAGACAAGCAGUGCCAAGACCCUGAUGGACAUUGGCACUCGCAGGAUCUUCUCUGAGGAUCAUGACCUCUUCCGGCAGAAUGUGCGUCGUUUCUUCCAAGAGGAAGUGGUACCUUACCACAACCAGUGGGAGAAGGCAGGCGAGGUGAGCCGGGAGCUGUGGGAGAAGGCCGGGCAGCAGGGCCUGCUAGGAGUGAACAUCUCUGAAGAGCAGGGCGGUGUUGGAGGAGAUUUGUUCUCCUCUGCUGUCGUUUGGGAAGAACAGAUGUACUGCAAUUGCUCCGGCCCUGGCUUCUCCCUGCACUCAGACAUCGUGAUGCCUUACAUCUGCUCCUACGGCUCCAAAGCCCAGGUCGAGCGCUUCGUCCCGCAGAUGGCUGCUGGGAAGUGCAUCGGCGCCAUUGCCAUGACGGAGCCCGGAGCUGGCAGCGAUCUCCAAGGUGUCAGGACCUUUGCCAAGAAAGAUGGCAGCGACUGGAUCCUCAAUGGAAACAAGGUGUUCAUCACAAAUGGCUGGUUGAGUGACCUGGUCAUCGUGGUGGCUGUAACGAACCGGGAAGCGCCGACAGCAGCCCACGGGAUCAGCCUCUUUCUGGUGGAGAAUGGAAUGAAGGGCUUCCACAAGGGUCGCAAGCUGGAGAAGAUCGGGCUCAAGGCACAGGACACGGCUGAGCUGUUUUUCGAGGACAUCCGCCUCCCACCAGAGGCUCUUCUGGGCCAGGUCAACAAGGGCUUCUACUACCUGAUGAAUGAACUUCCCCAGGAACGCUUGCUAAUCGCCGAUAUGGCCAUCGCCAGCUGCGAGUUCAUGUUUGAGGAGACCAGAAAAUACGUGACUGAGAGGAAGGCUUUUGGCAAGACCAUCUCUCACCUGCAGACAGUGCAGCACAAGCUGGCUGAGCUGAAGACUGAGGUUUGCGUAGGGCGGGCCUUCCUGGACAGCUGUCUGCAACUGCAUGCAGAGAAGAAACUGGAUUCUUCCACCGCCUCCAUGGCCAAGUACUGGGCCACUGACCUCCAGAACAAAGUGGCUACACAGUGCCUGCAGCUUCAUGGAGGGUGGGGCUAUAUGUGGGAAUUCCCCAUUGCCAAGGCCUUCGUAGAUUCUCGCGUCCAACCCAUCUACGGUGGCACCAAUGAGAUCAUGAAGGAGCUGAUUGCCCGUACCAUCGUCAGCAAGAACUGAGCCUGUGAGAAGCUGAUUUGAUCAGCUCGACACUCUGUGUGCCUUACAGUUACUCCUCUGAUGUUGAUAGACAACCAAUUACUGCCUUUCUAUUCUGGAAGAUGUUUAAUGAUAAUUGAUGAUGGAGGCCAUCUACGUAACCUUGUAACUAUGUGAAACUGUGCGGCAGAACAUAACAUUAAAUAUUUGAACUAAAAUAGUGUCUGUAUUGCGAUGGGCUGGCCCCCCAUCCUGGGUUGUUCCCUGCCUCAUGCCCAUUGCUUCCGGGAUAGGUUCCAGACCCCCGCAACCCAGUAGGAUAAGCGGUUUAGAAAAUGGAUGGAUGGAUAGUGUCUGUAUGUAAAAGUAAUUAAUAAUGGUUUACUGGUUUAUUCCUGUUCCUAUAUUAGUGCUUAAAAUCCACCUUUGCUACAUCCAGUCAUGGAAUGUUAACUAUUUUGGUUUGGUUUUUUUAAAUGUAAAAUUACGUAAGAUAUUUCUAAAUGAAAGUAAUUGUUGAAUAAAACGUCUUUGUUUCGCA
Brienomyrus brachyistius is the source of this 1908-nucleotide messenger RNA. RefSeq names its product acyl-CoA dehydrogenase long chain (gene acadl). Bases 57 to 1388 code for a protein of 443 amino acids. Gene Ontology annotation, cellular component: mitochondrion. Lineage: Eukaryota; Metazoa; Chordata; Actinopteri; Osteoglossiformes; Mormyridae. Gene Ontology annotation, molecular function: flavin adenine dinucleotide binding; long-chain fatty acyl-CoA dehydrogenase activity. Gene Ontology annotation, biological process: long-chain fatty acid catabolic process; carnitine metabolic process, CoA-linked; fatty acid beta-oxidation using acyl-CoA dehydrogenase. The transcript is spliced from 11 exons. The record is from RefSeq and is a predicted model, not a curated record.